UUUACGCAUAAGGAGGAUAAAAACUAAAAAUGUGCAAAUUGAGUUUUAUAAUAAACAAACUAAAUGGAAAACUAACACACGGCACAUAUUGUUUAAAAUUCUUUGAAAAUGUAAAAUAAUACGUUUUCCUUACCUGUUCUAUACCUAAUUCUAGGCUUAAGGUAGCCAUGAGUUUUAAUCCGGCGGACUCUGGAGACGGAAUCUUGAUGUAUUGUUCUCAAAAUGACGAAGGCCUCGGAGAUUUUGCAGCACUCGUGAUAAAGGAUAGGCACAUCGAGUUUCGCUUCGAUAUCGGCUCUGGAAUAGCGACAAUAAAAUCACCUCAUCCCGUUCAACCUGGUGUAUGGGCGCAUGUGACGGUGAAUCGAGAUUUCAAGGAUGCGAAACUGUCGGUGAAUGGUGAGCCAUUUGUGGAGGGCAAGUCACUCGGAGCUGCGAGAACUAUGAACCUAAAUACGCCUCUUUAUAUUGGAGGGGUUGAUCACAGAAGGAUCACGGUCAAUCGAAACGUCGGUGUUGAUCGUAGCUUCCGUGGAUGCAUAAGUAAACUCGAAGUUUCGUCGAUCAGUUUGGAUAUAAUGAAGUCAUCAAUCGACGCAGCUAAUAUCGAGGACUGUUCAGAGCCUCAUCCGAAUCAAACAAUGAUUCAUACCACUAUCACUACUCCAGCAUCCACGCAACCGCCAACAACGUUGUAUUAUCCUUGUUCAUCGAAUCCUUGCAUCCAUGGCCAGUGUCAAAAUUUAAAUGAUGAUUAUUCGUGUAUAUGCGAAUACGGAUACGCAGGCAGAAACUGCGAGAAGAUGCAAAAGCAAUGUGAAUUUCUCACCCCAUGUAGAAACGGUGGUACUUGUACAGAUCUCCAUGACUCCUACAAAUGCGAUUGUCGCCUCGGUUACAACGGGCAAAAUUGCGAAAAGUUGGCAGAGAUUACGUAUGAUGUUGCCUUCAGAGGAGACGGCUGGCUGGAACUAGACAGAUCUGUUAUGAUGCACGAAGAAGAGCGCGAGGUUUUCGGUCUCGAGAUCAGCACUAAUAAGAGUUACGGAUUGAUCAUGUGGCAUGGUCAAACGCCGAACGAUCUAAUUCCCGAUGAUUAUAUCGCUGUUGCUGUAGUAGACGGAUACGUGGAAUAUCAAUACAACUUGGGCUCUGGUCCCGCUGUAAUUCGCAUCACCGCCCAGCGCGUCGAUGACGGGGAACGGCACAGGAUAAUCCUGAAACGUCAAAGAAGCGACGGUAGCAUCGAACUGAACGGCGAACAUACCGAAAGUGGUGUCAGUGACGGACUUCAGCAAAUUCUUGAUGCAAGGGGUAACGUUUAUUUGGGUGGUUUACCUGAUUAUGCAAUGACUUACGGUAAAUACCAUGACGGAUUCUCCGGUUGCAUUUACACGCUGGAGGUGCAGGACUCAGGGGCUAUCGAUAUCGGCGAGAAGGCUAUCAGGGGAGUAAAUGUCUCACCAUGCACCAGUGAUCGAACUGAUAGACUUCCCACACGCGGUGACCUCGAAAGAUAUUGAAGAGAAGAUUCGCAUUUGCAUCUAAGGAAUAUACCGUGAAUUCAUACCACUUACGAGCGGUUAUACCAUUGAUGUAAAUGUCGUGUUUAAAGCCAAAUAUGUACGUUAAAUUUUUCAUACAUAUCUAAUAUUUUGAGAACAUUAGAAAUAUGAAGGAUCAAAAGCAAAUCUGUUAUCACAGCUAAUCAAACGUUGUCGAAAUAUUGUGUAAUAUAUUAAAGAUGCAACUUUUCGAUUGAAGCAAUUUGGUUUGGCGAGGCAUUCUGCAUAUACGCAAAAAUCGAAAAGUAAAACGUAUUUAAAAUGCAUGUACUCCUUUGAUGGUUUAUCAUGAACGACCUGAGGUAACAUGUGAAAGAUACGAAAGUAACUAUUGCUAAACGAGCAACAAAACAAUUUUAUAUCCAUAGAUAUACAGAGUCUAUCUGCACUAAUAUAUUGCUAUCUCGAUAUUUUAUAAUAACUAUAACGUUUUAUACCGCUUUAUUUGUACAAAACGAGUAGAUACAAUUCAAUUCGCAAGUAACAAAUCAUUAUUUUAAAAGCGACAGAAUUUAAGAUUUAUGCAUUAUUCUCAUCUAAAAUUCUUCAUUUACUAUCAGUUGCAAUGUAAAUACAAGAAGGAUGUAGCAAUUAAGCUUCUCAUGUCUUUCCUGUUUCUCCUCAUUCUGUUUCAUGUAAUCAACCGCUUCGCGGUAUCUUAUUUUUGCGAAUCAGCUGAACGACUUGGAGCAGCUGAUACAGUGACUGAUACGAAAGGAAAAUGUGUUGAUAACGAUAAAGUACAUAGUUAUAAUUUUUCACUGCCACGUGCUGAUUUAUUCAUAUUUAUAAUACGAUAAUAAAGUUCUGCGUUGUAUAGGAAAUAAAUUCUAUUAUUCACUGGUGUAUGAGUGUAAUCAAAGCUUUACUAAGACUUUGAUAUAUCUGCCGUUACUAUAUCAGAAAGACAAUAAAUUCUCGUCACAGUCAUUUCGUUAUAGAAACGAUAUUAACAACUUUUCUAUAAUCGAUAUUAGGUAUCGAAUUUUUACACUUGAAAAGAGAAUGCACAUUUAUAUAUUUAUAAUGCGAAAUGCAUAAAUUACGGACAUUGCUCUCUAUUAAUAUCUGAAAAACGAGAACCUUGAAACAAAACACAUACAUCAACAAUCAAAUAUAGAGGAUUGAUGAACUUGAUUGAUUCUUCGAAUCCAGAUUGCACUCAUACCAUGAUGAAUACUUAUCAUUUACCGUAUUAUAUACGCAUGUAGGUGCUUAAAUGUGAUUUUUAAUGCAAGGGAAUAACAGGCGAAUAAUCAAGGAUAAAUGAAUAAGUAAUUGAACGGUAUCAUCGAACGUACGAACGUAUGUACGUUUUUUUUAUUAAAAGAAUUUAAUCAGGCUGCGUGAUAUGUAAACGAAGAAAGUUACAUACGAGAGAAUAGUGAUAGGAAUAAGGAUGGCGUAAGUAAAAAAUGUGUGUUGCUACAUAUAUAAAAUUUAUAUCGAAUAGAUUAUGGAAAACUCGCGUAUAAAGUAAACAGUAAUUAGCGUUCUCUAAUAUUCUCUAUAUUUGAGACUUCGAAAGUAAAACGUACAAUUUGAUAAUAAUAAUUGUUCGGCCAUCAAGUUAUAUCAUCUAUCGACGCAAUAUAUUGAUAAUUUAUACAUUAUAAUUUUCCAAAUAUCAGUUAAAGUGCAAUAUUUACUAUAUAAAAUAACAUUUUAUUGUAUUCUCAACGGUUAAAACAAUUGAUUUUAAUCUUCUUAAAUCAUUGAAUCAUAUUAGAUAUACUUACAGAGACGGAAUAUUUUAAUAUCAAUAU
This is a messenger RNA of Trachymyrmex cornetzi, 3331 nucleotides long. Its product is annotated as basement membrane-specific heparan sulfate proteoglycan core protein-like. Gene Ontology annotation, molecular function: calcium ion binding. The record is from RefSeq and is a predicted model, not a curated record. The transcript is spliced from 5 exons. Lineage: Eukaryota; Metazoa; Arthropoda; Insecta; Hymenoptera; Formicidae. Bases 168 to 1523 code for a protein of 451 amino acids.